This is a messenger RNA of Rhizoctonia solani, 903 nucleotides long. RefSeq names its product major facilitator superfamily transporter. Gene Ontology annotation, cellular component: fungal-type vacuole membrane. The record is from RefSeq and is a predicted model, not a curated record. The coding region runs from base 1 to 903 and encodes 300 amino acids. The transcript has 9 exons. NCBI's taxonomy places the organism in Eukaryota, Fungi, Basidiomycota, Agaricomycetes, Cantharellales, Ceratobasidiaceae.
AUGGCGGCACAAGGCAAGUUUUUACAACUUCUAGGCGGCGGUCGUAUCCUUAUCUUAUCAACCAUACAGAUUCCUUUAAUCAUGUGGUCUUGUUUGGGAAUCUGUUGUGCCAGCUUGGUAGGAGCAAGUUUCGCGACUCAGGUAUGGCAAAUAAUCUUGUACAAGGAAUGUGUUUUCGGAAUAGGUGGUGGUGGUCUCUAUGCUCCUGUCAUUUUGCCGGAGUGGUUCUCUGUGCGCAAAGGAUUAGCUGGAGCAAUCAUCUUUGGAGGAGCUGGAAUCGGAGGUAUAUUUUACCCAUUGGCAUUAAACUACAUGCUCAAGGGGCUAGGUUUCAGAUGGACACUUCCCGCGCGUGCCUCCAGUUCGUCCCUCUGGACCGAGCCCCACCUUUAUUACUUUUGUGAAGCAGCAACUGGUCGUUUCUUAGCAGCCCGCUAUUUUUAUGCGUUGCCAUCUUUCCUUUAUUCAGGCUCUGGGUUACUUCCCAGUCUCACUUACAUGUCCGUUUAUACGACCUCCUUGGGCCUCCCGACAAUCGACGGAACUAUCGUUGUGGUCGUAUUUAGCGCGGCCUCUGUCAUUGGCCAAGUUGUUCUCGCAUCCGGAAUCGGGAGUUGCCUAUCCACCUAUUUGCUCUGGGGUUACGCGCACAGCCUAGGACUAAUAUUCGGAUUCGUCAUCAUGUUCGGUAUUCUGGCGGGAGGAUUUACAUCAACUUGGCCUGCAGCCUGUGCAGAUAUCGCCGGCCCGGAGAAUCCGGAGGUGAUACCGAACGUGUACGGCUUCUUGGGCAUUGCAAAGGGCGUAGCGGCCGUCAUCGGUCCCGUGGUGGCCGCCACUUUGCACCGCACUAAUGGUCCGGUUGUGAGGAAGCGUACAGUGGGUACGGGUUUCGGGAUGUGA